GUGCCGCCCCGCGGCGUCCCGCGCGCUCCGCCCCCUAGGCGUCCGGCUAGUAGAGACGGGGGGACCACAGGGUUGGGGUCGAUUCCGCUGGACUGCGGCGUGGCCCGCGUGGUCCAAGUCCUCCCGGCCUCCGGCUUUGUUAGGAGUCUUUCCCGCGAAGGCGGGGUGAUGCCGGGGAACCGGCAGCCGAGGGUCCGUUCGGGGAACCAGCCGCGUUCGGAGCCCGCCAUGGAGCCUGAGGCUCGCGGGGCCUGGGCCCACAGCCGCGCCGCCCUCUGCCGUCUGGAGAAGCUGCUGCGGUGCUCGCGUUGCACUAAUAUUCUGAAGGAGCCUGUGUGCUUAGGAGGGUGUGAACACAUCUUUUGUAGUGAUUGUGUAAGUGACUGCAUUGGAAGUGGAUGUCCGGUGUGUUAUACCCCAGCCUGGAUACAAGAUGUGAAGAUAAACAGACAGUUGGACAGCAUGAUCCAACUUUGCAAUAAGCUUCAAGAUUUGCUACAUGACAAUAAGCUUUCAGAUUCGAAAGAAGAUACGUCUAGGACAAGAUUAUUUAAUGAUGCAGAAAGUAAGAAGAAUUCAAUAAAAAUGUGGUUUAGUCCUCGAAGUAAGAAGGUCAGAUAUGUUAUGCGUAAAGUUUCGGUGCAAACCCAGUCUCCAGCGCUGAAAGACGCAGAUGCUGCACAAGCCUCCACGUACGCGUUUGUUUCCACAAGUCCUGUAGAGGUUUCUGAGAGGGCUAAAAAGACUUCUAAACGAUCUGGAAAAAAGUUAAAAGAGAAAACUUUAGCUGAAAUCAAUCAGAAAUGGAAAUUAGAGGCAGAAAAAGAAGAUAGUGAACUUGACUCCAAAGAGGAAUUUAAGGAAAAGCUGGUAUCCAUCUGUAAGCAACCAUCUGUUGUGGCUAAUCAUCAGAAAAAUGGUGAAAUAGACUUACCAGCAAGUGGCUCCUUGAUGGAGUCUGAAUGUCCUGGAAGUUUAACUGGAGUCUCUUUACUAUUGGCUGAGCAAAUAGAAUCUCCGGACACUGAGAGCAGGAAUAAAGCAGGGACUCUUGAGGAGAAGGACUGUGAAAAUCAUCUUAAGUCUAAGGAAUCUUUGCCAUUAAGUCAUAAUGGAAAACGUGGGUGCAGCAGCAGACUUUCCCAUCCCAUUUCUAAGAGGCGCAGAAGCAGUGUUGUGAACACCGGUGGAGAAUUUGUUAAGCAAACAGCGCUCUCAGAAAAUACACCAUUGCCUAACUGCUCUUCACCACCGUUAAGCAAACUUAAAGUUGAUGAUACACUGUCGGGGAAAAGCAGGCCUCUAUUAGAUGAAUCCAUCAUCAGCCUUUCACCAGGUACCCCUCCCUCUACACUGAAUAAUUCAAGUUACAGAAGAAUGAUGUGUAGUCCCUCGGCAAGUAGCCUCGUGUCUGGGAAGAGGAAUCACCGGGGAGAGACUUUGCUCCAUCUUGCUUCUAUUAAGGGUGACGUGCCUUCGGUCGAAUACCUCCUACAAAGUGGAAGUGACCCGAAUGUUAAAGACCAUGCUGGAUGGACACCAUUGCAUGAAGCCUGCAAUCAUGGGCACCUGAAGAUCGUGGAGUUGUUACUUCAGCACCAGGCAUUAGUGAACACCACCGGGUAUCAGAAUGACUCACCACUUCAUGAUGCGGCCAAGAAUGGGCAUGUGGACAUAGUCAAACUGUUACUUUCCUAUGGAGCCUCCAGGAAUGCUGUUAACAUAUUUGGUCUGCGGCCCGUGGAUUAUGCAGACAGUGGAAAUAUGAAGUCCCUAUUGCUGCCACCAGCGAAGAAUGAAUCAUUCUCAGCUUGCCAUCACUCGGUGCUGAACACCGGGCAGCGCAGAGAUGGACCUCUCGUGCUUAUAGGCAGUGGACUUUCGUCAGAACAACAGAAUGUGCUCAGUGAGCUUGCAACAGUUCUUAAGGCUAAAAAGUGUGCUGAGUUUGACAAUACAGUGACUCAUGUUAUUGUUCCUGGUGAUGCAGUUCAAAGUACCCUGAAGUGUAUGCUUGGGAUUCUCAAUGGAUGCUGGAUCCUGAAAUUUGAAUGGGUGAAAGCAUGUCUACAAAAAAAAGUACGUGAACAAGAAGAAAAGUAUGAAAUCCCCGAAGGUCCACAGAGAAGCAGGCUCAACAGAGAACAGCUGUUGCCAAAGUUGUUUGAUGGAUGCUACUUCUAUUUAGGGGGAACCUUCAAACACCAUCCAAAGGACAACCUUAUGAAGCUUGUCACUGCAGCCGGGGGCCAGCUCCUCAGUAGAAAGCCCAAGCCAGACAGCGAUGUGACUCAGACCAUCAAUACGGUCGCAUACCAUGCCAAACCUGAUUCUGAUCAGCGCUGCUGCACGCAGUAUAUCAUCUAUGAGGAUAUAUCUAAUUACCGCCCAGAGAAGGUUCGGCAGGGCAAAGUCUGGAUGGCUCCUUCAAGCUGGUUUAUAGACUGUGUGAUGUCCUUUGAAUUGCUCCCUCUUGACAGCUGAAUAUUAUACCAGACGAACAUUUCAAAUUGAACCUGCACAGUCUUGAGAACCCAGCCACUGUGCUAUUUUCAUGUUUUUACAAAUAGGUAGAGUUAUUCAUAUGUUUUUUAUUGAAU
Molecule: messenger RNA, 2600 nt
Organism: Nycticebus coucang (slow loris)
Lineage: Eukaryota; Metazoa; Chordata; Mammalia; Primates; Lorisidae
Gene: BARD1
Product: BRCA1 associated RING domain 1
Exons: 11
Coding region: 169-2484 (771 amino acids)
Molecular function (GO): protein binding
Source: RefSeq, a predicted model, not a curated record